Messenger RNA from Octodon degus (degu), 2842 nucleotides. RefSeq names its product two pore calcium channel protein 2-like. The record is from RefSeq and is a predicted model, not a curated record. The transcript is spliced from 19 exons. Gene Ontology annotation, molecular function: monoatomic ion channel activity. Gene Ontology annotation, cellular component: membrane. Lineage: Eukaryota; Metazoa; Chordata; Mammalia; Rodentia; Octodontidae. Gene Ontology annotation, biological process: transmembrane transport; monoatomic ion transport. The coding region runs from base 167 to 2485 and encodes 772 amino acids.
GUCCCGCCCCCGUGUUGGGGCCUGAGCCGGGGACCCGUCGCGCUGGCCGCCGCCCUGAGACGGUCACGUGAAGGCGGAACGCAGCGGGGGCCUCCGCGAUCGGGAAGGACAGAGUCCGUUCGGGUCGCCGCGACGCCCACAUCCCUGCCCUGCGUGCCGCAUCGCGAUGCCCGGGGUUCAGCUCAGCUCUGGGGUGCAGCGUCUGAGCCCUGAACCCCCGGAGGAGCUGCCCACCCGGGAGAACCUUCUCCUGGCAGCCGCCUAUGUUUCCGAUGCCCAGUACAACAGAAAUGUGCCCUUCCAAACGUCCCCUCAGGCGAUCAGGCUUUACUGUCUUUACAACCACUGGACCACGCGAGUGGCCACGUACUUCUUCAUCUGUGUGGACCUUUCUCUGGCCCUGUUUGAGGAGCCCGCGCUGUUCCCGUUGCCCUUUGUGGCCACAGCCCUAGUGGAAGUGCUCUGCCUGGCUGUGUUCUCUGCAAGGCUGGUGCACUUUGCGAAAGUCACUCCUCAGAUGGUUUUCUGGAAGGACACGAAGAACAUCUGCAUCGUGGUAACCAUCAUGGUGACCCUGAUUGACCUCAUUAUAUACGGGUCACUGGAAGCCGUGCGCAUCCACAGUGUUAGAUGGACAAGGGCCUUGAGGCCGGUCUUCCUCAUUAACUUUCCUGAAAGUCGUCAGAUCCGAAGGGCUUUCCGAAGCAUCCGGAACACUCUGCCGGACAUCCUUUAUGUCUUCCUCCUGUUCCUGUUCAGUGUGCUCAUGUUCUCCCUAAUGGCCUUGAAGCUUUUUGGGGACAGGAGGCUGAAAACAGUGGAAGGAGCUCCUUACUUCACAAAUCUUCUGGAAAUAGCGUUUGAGCUCUACGUGCUAGUCACUACUGCAAACAACCCUGACAUCAUGAUGCCUGCCUAUAACUUCAGUUGGUGGUAUUCCUUGUAUUUUAUAACCUACAUCAUCAUCAACACCUACAUCUUCAUGUCCGUCUUUCUGGCCGUGGUCUACAACAACUACAGGAAACACUUAAAGAACGAGAUCCGCACACUGGCGCACCUGAAGCGUUACAAGAUGAUAGAGGCAUUCGACAUUCUCAAAGUCAAGGUGGGCACAGCGUUUGUGGUAAAGGAGGCCAUGUGGAGGCAGCUGGCCAAGGCGGUGGCGCCAGACAUCAGCAGCUCCCACCUGGAGCUUCUCCUGAGGAUCUCCGACGACAGACAGCAGGGGUUUGUGGACAAGAUGAACUUUCUCCGCCUGGCUGACCUCCUCAACAUCCAGGUGGUCACUGUGAACCUCAGGAGGCACCCGCUGGGAGCUUGGAUGCCGCAGGUCUACCAGUCAUCCCCGAGCCUCUGGGUCCAGAGGGUGGUUCGGCACAGGGCUUUUGUCUGGGUGUAUGACAUCAUCAUUCUAAUCAAUGCUGUAUUCAUUGCUCUGGAUGAGAAACACCCCUUCAUUUCCUAUGCAGAAUGGCUUUUUCUUGCUCUCUAUAUUAUUGAGAUCCUCUUGAAACUGUACACAUAUGAGCCCGGAGCUUAUUUUGGAAGGAAGCAGUUCUGGAACUGGUUUGACAUGCUAAUCAUCAUUGCAGCUCUGGUGGCCACCAUGGCAAAUGCCACCAUUCAGUCAGCAAAAAAAUAUAACAGUCGCCAGAUCCUGGAUAUUGUCUUGAUAUUGAGGAUAUUGCGGCUUCUGAGGGUCAUCAUCAGCAUUGAGAGGUUCCGGGUGAUAGUCACAACUUUGAUUAAUAUCGGUCCCACGAUGCUGACAUUUGGUGGGCUUGUCUUUGUGGUCUACUACGCAUUUGCUGUCAUUGGGAUGGAGCUGUUCCAUGGCAAAGUCCAGUUCUUUGACCCAAAUAUCACAUCACCUGAUGCCCUGGUGUGUGGCAACCCAGCCCUGAAGGGGUCAGCAUUUGCCCGAGACAGGUACUGCAAGAACAACUUCAACGACCUGGCCUCUUCCUUCAUUGUGCUGAUGGAGCUCACAGUCGUGAACCAGUGGCAUGUCCUCGCAGGUGGCUUUGCCCUCGUGACACAUCAGGUGGCAAAGCUGUACUUCAUCUUGUUCCACAUUGUGGUCGUCAUCCUUAUUGUUAAUAUUUUCAUAGCGUUCAUCUUGGAGGCAUUCUUUGUGGCAUAUUCAUUAGGAAAGAGUGAGAUAGAAACCGCCAUAGAAAAGAAGAUCCAGGAGCUCGGAGUGGGAAUCCAGGAGGAAGACAUGCAGGACUGGAAGCUCACUGGUGACACAGGUGCCAGGGAUUCCAGCUUCGGUGGCAAUGACGGUGACAACAGGGCAGAGGCCUCGAAAGGACUGUACUUUAGAAUUGCGUCAAAAAAAUACCGGACUGUGGAUGCCUUGCUGCAGCGAAUGUUUGAAUCUGAAAUUACUCCCAAUGAUGAAGGCCCCUCCCUGGAAGAGAUUCUGAACUUCUCACCCAGCGACAUAUACCCCAAGAAUCCUAGUUUUGAAAACAGUGCCUGAUUCUGAACUUGUGAGCGUCCUUGUCUGGACGCCAGGAGAAUCUGCAUCCUUUAUUUUGUACGAGCUAGCUGGAGAUGGCUUUUCCAGCCUGGGCCCAUUUUCUGAGCAGAUAAGGCUGUGGACAGGCCUUGCUUGUCCUCAGUGGUCAGCUGCAUGGUAUGGGAAGCCCACUGCCAUGUGCCCCACCUGGGGGUGACUCUUAGGUUUGGUCCUGAGGGUCCACACCUGGAAACCAAAAUAAGCUGCCAUCUUUUUCUACAUAUGCUAGCUGGAGAUGACUUUCCCAGCCUGGGAUCCCUGUUGUGAUCAGCUAAAUCUGUGAAUCAACUUGACCUGUCCCAAGUGGUCAGGUCACUU